UCUUCGAUAAUUCUUCCAUUCAAUUCGUUCUUAAAUUGAUUUUUUUUUUCAAUCACUUUUUUCAAUUAUUUCUUCAUUCUUUCGCUGUUAAUUUCAGUGAAUUGGUUCGAAUUAUCAUGGAAUUGCCAUGAAAAGUUCAGAUUCAAUUCAUCAGAAAAACAAUAAACGAAAUCGAUUCAAUCAUUUUUUCAAUCCUUCUGUAUUGCCUCGCAAGAAACCUAGACUUUCGAUUCUCAACACAGCCUCUAUACACAUAAAACCCCUCGAAAUCCCUCUAGUUUCAACACUCACCAAUUCAUCUUGUGAAUUGAUUGUUCUCAUCCCCUAUAAACCCUGCACAAUCGGCCGUAAACGUCGCCGCUGUGAAUUCGUAUUCGACGACCGUCGAGUCAGUAAUCAACAUUUUCAACUUUUCUUCGAUGCUGAUAAUCGAAAAAUAUAUGUAUCAGAUGGAAUUUUUUUCUUGAGGCGUAGCGGGAGUUCUACUAGGGUUAGGUCUUCAUUGAAUGGGGUGUUUGUCAAUGGGGUCAGAAUUGGAAAGGGUAAAGUCAUGGAGUUGGGUGCCGGCGAUGAGGUUUCGCUUGUUUGCGGAAUUGAAGGUGUUUGUAAUAUUGGCAUUCGAAUUGGAUUUUUUCUCGAAAGAGUUGUAUUUGUGGAAGAGGUUGUUGGUAGAAACCUAUUUAUGCAUAGGGGAAAUGGUGCGUCCUCUGAUUAUGCUAUUGCUAGAGCAGAAUGUGAUGGAAUUGUUGAAAAGGCCAACUCCCUUUUAACUCAAUGUAGGAUGAUUUUGAGUAGUGAUGACCCCAUGUUGUACAUUAGAAAUUGCUUCGUCGUGUACCGGGAAAUGAGUAUUAAGCAUACUUCUAGAAACAGGGUGAAUUGUAAUUCCAGCUUGACACCAAGGAAUGUUGAUAAAGUUCUAAUGCAUACUGCACCUGAGCUAACAUGCAAUGCACUGGCAUGUAGGGAUGAAUUAUUGCCCAGUGAGAUGGUCACUGCUCAGAAUCUGGGAACUAAAUGUUUGAGUUCAGUUUUAUUUCAUAGAAAGAAUGCAGCGGCUUCAGAGGUAAAUCCGGUCACAGAGCGGUGUAAUGUCAACAAUUUGCAUAUACAGCAGACCGACAAUGCUGGGGUUCCUUCUGAGAUUGGUAUUGCCAAUCAUAAAUCAAAGGCUGUAUCUUUGGGAUCUUUUGAUGUGAAACAUGUUACUCAAAGUGACAAAGAUGUGCACGACAAGAGUAGGGGUGCUUUUGUUCAGCCACCAGGAAGUAAGUUCCAUUUGAACCAGCUACAAUUUAUGGGCCAUGGUUCCUCGGAACAUCAUACUGCUGUUUCGUUGCCAGAGCUUCUAUAUCCUGUUGAAAGACUUCUGCGGGUUUUCAUUGCAACUUUUACUAGCGAUAUACCAUGGUUUUUAUCAUACUGCGAGGUUCCAGCCCAUCUGCCUGUUACAAUUGCUUGUCAUAAUGCUGAAAGGUGUUGGAGUAUAAGCCCCGAAAAGAGAACCUCAGUGCCUUUUUCAUAUUUCCCAAACUUAGUUCUGGUGUAUCCUCCAUUUCCUGAGGUUAUAGCCUUUGGUAAAGACCGCAAGAGAUUAGGCAUUGCUUGCCAUCAUCCAAAAUUGCUUGUAUUGCAGAAAGAAGAUAGUAUCCGUGUUGUUAUCACCUCUGCAAAUUUAGUGGCAAGACAGGUAAGCCCGCGUAUGCAACAGUCUCAUGUUGUGCAGUUACUAGGCUCUGUUGAAGCAUCUGUAGUUGGUUUAGGCCACCUUUUUCGACCUUCAGCAGAUUCAAAUGGAGCACAGCUAAAGAAACUGGCUGCUUUCCUUGGAAAGUGCCAUGGGAAUGCAUAUGGGAUGUUGGAGAUUAUCUUAAGGAGAAAUACAAAUAUACCAGCUGAUGUGAAUGCUGUGAGCAUUCUUAUUCCUAACCCAGAAGAGUUUACUGAAGGAGAUUGUGUUCAGCUUGGGUUUCUACCAAAAAAUGUUGCAAAGUGGGUUGCCCCAUUGUCAGAUAUUGGUUUAUUUGCGUUUUCUGCAUAUAUUUAUCCAAGAGAAGUCCUUGCAACCACUGUCGAAGGAAGCAACAACAAAGUGCGGCUGAUACUCUAUGUGUCACAGGGACCUAACUUUUCAGAUCUAUCAGCAAUAAUGCAAACUGAACAUGUUUCUGCACUGUGCUCACUAGUGGCUUCAAUUCGGAGGUGUUCAGGCCUCUGGAGGCUUCAAGAGGUGUUGGGUCACUACAAAUGGCCUGAACAUUUAGAAACUGAUUUCGUAUACGGUUCAUCCUCAAUAGGGUCAGUUAGUGCACCAUUUUUGGCUGCAUUUUCUGCAGCAGCUGGAAAGCGAUCAUUGCAGUUCUCUGAAUCUGAAGAGUCAGAUCCUGAUUGGGGCUGCUGGAGUGCAAGCCAAGAGUUAAGAAAUCCGUCUAUUGGAAUCAUUUACCCCACAAUUGAAAGAGUAAAAAUGGCAAGUUCUGGAAUUUUGGCUUCAAGACGCCUAUUGUGCUUCUCACAGAAAACAUGGCAAAAGGUGAGAAAUAUAGGCAUACUUCAUGAUGCAAUUCCUUAUCCUUAUGACAGAGUUGGGUAUCCUAUGCAUGUCAAGGUUGCACGAAGACGCUUCCAGUCUAAGACAGAUGCUUCAUCCUUUGGAUGGGCCUAUUGUGGGUCACAUAACUUCAGUGCGGCUGCUUGGGGACGUCCAUUAUCUGAUUCACUUGAGACAAAGGCCAACGGAGCUGUGAGAUUGAAUUCUGUGUUAGGUUCCAGACUUCAUAUCUGUAACUAUGAACUUGGUAUUGUUUUCAUUGUUCCCCCAUCAGACAGAAAGGGUUGCCCCAAACCCAAAAAUACAAACUUGGAUGAUAUUGUUUUGCCAUUUGUCAUGCCUGCCCCGAAAUACAGACCAACAGAUAGACCAGCAACAGCACAGGCCAUGAGAGAGGCGGUUGCUGAACUUACUAAGCAAGAGAUGGAGAAAUAUCUAACUGCAGCUGAUGCAGGAGAAUUGAUGGAAGAUGAGAUCACAGAGGAAGAAGAGGAAGUAUUGGAGACAACUAACUACGUCGUGGAGGAGAAGGAAGAAGACAAGGCUUAUGCUGAGACACUUUGGAGUCAAGUUGAUUCAUAUCAGAGUUGUUGAGCUUUUCAUGUCAUGAGCCUCACGGCUCUAUUUGCUGCGAGCAUGAUUAAAUUGCCUCUGAAAAACUAUGCCAGUAAUUUAAAUUGUUGCCCUGCCUAGGGAGUUGUCUAAAGAAAUUUACGUAGGUUCAGAUUACAAAAAAUUGGAUUGAAGUUUACAUUCCUUGUAGAUUUUGGUGUUUUAAGUUGUUACUCGAGUUUUGAAAAGGUUAGUAUAUGAUGGUAGGCUGUAGCUUGAUUGUUUGUAUUGGUCACAAUUCAAGCUUCUUGUCUAUAGACACAUUGUUCUAAAUUGUAAUAGUCAAUUGUUCAUUGUGAUUGUAAUGUACACUGAUGUACCUCAAAAUAAUACCUUUGGCUUUGGAGAUGA
Molecule: messenger RNA, 3514 nt
Organism: Ilex paraguariensis (yerba mate)
Lineage: Eukaryota; Viridiplantae; Streptophyta; Magnoliopsida; Aquifoliales; Aquifoliaceae
Source: the annotation of a GenBank genome assembly